Messenger RNA from Malurus melanocephalus (red-backed fairy wren), 6729 nucleotides. RefSeq names its product phosphatidylinositol glycan anchor biosynthesis class Q (gene PIGQ). The transcript is spliced from 10 exons. Lineage: Eukaryota; Metazoa; Chordata; Aves; Passeriformes; Maluridae. Gene Ontology annotation, biological process: GPI anchor biosynthetic process. Bases 7 to 1875 code for a protein of 622 amino acids. The record is from RefSeq and is a predicted model, not a curated record. Gene Ontology annotation, cellular component: membrane; endoplasmic reticulum.
UCAUUAAUGUCACUAAUGUUUGUGUUUUUAAGCAUUCUUAGUUCUCCUCUCUGGUGGCUUUGSCCAGGUCAUAUUUUCCUUUCAUUUACUCACCAUCCUCAGGUUUUAUUUCUGUGUUUCCUGGCAGGUGUAUGUCCCUCCAGGGUGGCUGCCAUGGUACUGAAGGUGUUCUUUCCAUCGUGCUGCUCCUCGGCAGACAGCGGCAUUUUGAUCGGCCGCUGGAUCUCGGAGCAGAACGCCGCUGUCAUCCUUGCUGUGGUACACUUCCCCUUUAUCCCUGUCCAGGUGAAGCAGUACCUCGGGGAAGUUCAGCGUGUCACUAAAGUCACUGUUUCUGUGCUUGGCUCAUGGAGCAACAGCAAACAGGAGAAAGAAGAGAGUCUGAGUGAAUUCUUGGAAGACCUUGGCACCAUAUUCUGCCAUGACCCGUGGAUUCAGAUAAGCAAAGAGGGAGACAGCAAAUUCUGGAGCUGUUCUACCCUUCAGAAACACUCUAAAAACCCUCAGGAGGAAGAAAUCAUCYUGGUGUACUAUGACCAGCGCAAAGUCAUGCUUUCCCAUCUGCACCCCACUUUGGACACAGCUGGUCAGGGGGCAGAGGAUGCCUCAAAGCUCUCGGCCAUCUUCGACACGGUGGCCAGGAGCCAGGUCCUGUUCAUGACAGACAGGUACGAUGAGGGGCCCAUCAAGCUGACCCACUGGCAGUCGGAUGGGGUGGAGGCCAGUAUCAUCGUGGAGCUGAUGAAGCAGGCCUCUGUGCCUGCCUGCAUGCUGCUGACAUUCCUGCUCUCGCUGGUCUCUGGGAUCUGCAGGAGCAGGGUGCUGAAGUUUUGGCCUUUGUCUUUCUUGUGGAGCAAACUCUCAACUUGUGAGCAGCUGGGACAUCGCCUGCAGCACCUUCAGAUCAUCAGCAGCAACAAGAAGGCUCAAAACCAGACUCAGCUGAUGAGGAAAGCCAACAUCUUUGUCUCUCUGCUGAUUGAUGUGGCCCUGGGGAUACUGCUGAUGUCGUGGCUGUACAGGAAAAACCGCAUUGGUCAUCUUGCUGACACUCUCAUCCCUGUGGCUGAUCACGUGGCUGAAGAGCUGCARGACCUGCUCCAGUGGCUGAUGGGAGCACCAGCUGGACUGAAAAUGAACCGAGCCUUGGAUCAAGUUUUGGGCCGCUUCUUCCUCUAUCACAUCCAUCUUUGGAUCAGCUACAUCCACCUGCUGUCCCCCUUCAUUGAGAUGAUCCUGUGGUACGUGGGGCUCUCAGCCUGUCUGGGCCUGACUGUGGCUCUUUGCAUCCUCUCCGACAUCAUUGCACUCCUGACCUUCCACAUCUACUGCUUCUAUGUCUACGGGGCCAGGCUCUACUGCCUGAAGAUCUACGGCCUGUCCUCUCUGUGGCGUCUGUUCCGGGGCAAGAAGUGGAAUGUGCUGCGGCAGCGCGUGGAUUCCUGCUCCUAUGACCUGGACCAGUUAUUUAUUGGCACUUUGCUGUUCACAAUCCUGCUGUUCCUCCUGCCUACAACUGCACUGUAUUAUUUGGUGUUUACCCUGCUCCGGUUGCUGGUGGUGAUUGUACAGGGCCUCAUACACUUGCUGGUGGACCUGAUUGACUCCCUGCCUCUUUAUUCCCUCAUCCUUCGGCUCUGCAGAUCCUACAGGCUUGCAGCUGGAGUGAAGUUCAGAGUCCUCGAGCAGCAGGACGGAAAACCUCUGCGGCUCCUUAUGCAGAUCAACCCCCUGUCCUACGGAGGUGUGGUCCAGACGUACAGACUGCCCACCUACAGCUGCUACCCCAAGGACUCCUGGGCAUCUCUCUGCAAGAAACUGUUCCUUGGAGAGCUCAUCUACCCUUGGAAACACAAAGGAGAGAAGCAGAACUAAAAGACAAUGAAAGAGCUUGAGAACUUGGCCAGGAAAACAUACUGACUCCUAAUGCUUUGGGACCAAAGGCUUCUUAGAACCAGCAACUGCUCCAUCCCUUUAAAUAGAUUUUGGUAACAAAGGAAGGGCUGAAUUUUUAAAGGCAAGUAUUUUUAAACAUUAUUUUUCAACUUCCUCUUCCCCUACACUGUGUUUGUAUAUUAUACUAAUGAUUAUUUCAGAAGCAAAAGGUUAAAUCUGUCAGUGCCUCACGAAACCAGCACUCAGUGCCAUGGAGGAAGCAACUCCCGAAURUUUGGUGAUGAAUUUCUCCUUCCACAUCAGCUCACGGGGCCAUAUUAAAGCAGCCCCUCAGGUGGUUCAGAGCCACAACGCUGUGGUGCAUUUGGCCAGAGAGUGUUUUGGACCUUUUAUGCUUCAGCCUUCGAGCCUGCUGACUGAAACCAUGUGGAGGAUCAGCUCGUAGAGUCACACACUGAAAACUGAACAGCAGGGUGUCUKAGUUCAUGGGAUGUUUAUUCUUUUCUUUUUGGGAGGGCUUGCAAUCACCCCCACUGCAGCACCAGAGAAGGUGUUAAAAGAGGGGGACUGGAGGCCCAGAAGCACACACUGUUGUAUCAUGAUUCUGUGAUUUCUGUUAGGGAGUUUCCUGCUCUGGACACAUUUGCAAAGUGCAGCAGUACUUGCUCAUGUCCUGGUCUCAUUUUGCUGUUUCCUAUUCCCUGCCUUGGGAAGAGUGCCUGUGUGAUGGAAGGUGAUGUCCUACUGGGCACCUUGUGCUUGUGUCAAAUUUAAACACAGCCCUCCCCCAAAAUACCCUUCCUGCAGCUCUGCUCAUUCCCCUGCCCCAGCUGAAACAAGGAGUUGGUGUCACUGUGCCCUGCUCUGUGCACUGGCAGGGGAGGGCUGUGCUGGAUCCUGCCCCUUUCCCCUGACUGGCCAAGGAACCCAGGAUGGAGGAGGAGGAAGAGAAGGUGCUGUGGCUGCAGUGCCCAGCCCUUCUCUGGAUGGCUGCCUCUGUGUUCCAGAGGGAGUUGCUGGAGCCAAGGCAGGGUGCCCUGGGGCUUUAGGAGCCUUCAGUCAACAUUCCUAGGGACAGGAUGAGAGUUUCUUACCCCAGCCCCGUGUCUCAUCUACAUGCUGGCAGCUGACAAAGAGAAGGGUUAUGGCCCUGCUGCUUUAGGACAUCUCUGGCCAGAUGUAUUUGGGUUGUUGGUGAAAUCCCCUCACGGUGCAGUCACUGCCUCUCCAGUCACAGSCUGACCAGGAGAAAAGGAAGCUCUUCAGGCUGGUGCUUGGUCCGGCCAUUCCUUAGUGGGCAAAUCCCCAAGGCMUUCGAGGUUUCUUAGGAACAUGUGAGGGAGCCAGGACUACACGGGCACUACUUGAURUCCUGUCACCUUGAGCCAGGUGACAAAGGUGAAAGCCAGUAAGGCAAAAACCCCCCUCAGCAUCUGCCACUGCAGGCUCUGGCUGGGACAUCCCUGCCUGCAGAAACUGCAGAGGUUUUCUUUGAUAAUCCAYGUUGAAACUCCUGUGCAGCAUCUUCUUCUUUUUGAAUAUCACUGCCUGAGUAAUUCUCUGCGCUCCAGGYGGGAAUAGUUGCAGGCUGCAAUGCAUUUAGUGGAUAAAUGGUCUAAAUAACAUUUUCACUUCAGCUGAAGCCCCAUCCUCACCUGGCACUGAGCAGAGCAGGUUUACACAUUACCUCCCUCAUCUUUCCACUGGAGCUCCUUAAUGAUACCCCCUGAUUCUUCCCAAGCCUGCACAGUUCYGUUUGCUGACUGCUGUGAGAAACUUUUUUAUUUUUGGUCUCGUGAAAGUAAUGUUUGUAAUAUCCUUGAUUUUAAAAUCUUUCUGUGAGACCAGACAGUUCAUGAUGGUCCUAAUCAUGGUCCUUUGGGAUUAAAUGCUCUGAAAGUUCCAGAGACAGCACAGAGCCAUGAAAACCAGUGACUGACCUUGCUAUUGGRAACCUGCCAGAUGUAUUAGAUGUUCCAGUGUUGGGUCUAUUUACUAAAAGCUGAUACUGACUCUGGGGUGGGGAAAUACCAAACUGAGCAAAAGCUCCUCCUCAAACCUGAGAUCCUGAGUCUUCUGCAACAGAGAGCCUUGAGCAGCCCAGCUGGGCAGUGGCAGCUCCUUGUGAGUGCAGUUCUCCUGUGUCGCCCAGAGCUGGUGCCUGAGCUACCUCUGCUCCUCAUUCUGGGCGUUCUCCUUGCCCAUGAUGAUAUCUGAGCAUCGGAGUUGCUUCUGCUGGAUGUUUGCCACAUCUCUCCUCUUCCUUUCCAGUCCCUGCUGUGGAAGAGUCUUUCCCCACCCUUUUCCGACUCCAUGUGGAGACAUUACAACAACAUAGCAGACAUCCUGCUCAAGAACACUUGACCUUAUGUCAUCUCUSUAAUUAGACUUUAGGAUCAGCAUCGUCUUCCACAGCAGCACAGACUGGCCCAGCAUUGGCAUUUCCUCAGGGAAGAGGCUGCUGGUGAGGCUCUGGCUCUGAUUCUCCUCACAUUCACAUUAUCCAUAGCAGCCCUUGGAUGAGAAGGAGUUAAAGAUCCCAGAUCUCCUAUUCCUACCACGCACCCCUUAUAGCAGGCAGCAAACAGGCUUUGCCUGCCAUCAGUCAAAGACUCUAAUCUUGCAGACUUUUUUUAAUACUGCACUUCCUUAUUAUUAUUUCUCCCACCUUUUGUUCCCUGCACUGCCACAAACCCCCUCUUUACUUAGGCAGGGGGUUUGUGAAGGAAAACGUGAUUCACUGCAUGAAAAACUCUAUCCUAGAGAAAUUCUGCCUUGGAGAAAUACUUUCCUCCCCUAACUAGGGCAGCAUGUGACGAUGCUGAAAGGAAACCUCAGUAAUCACACUGAACUGAAGGCUCUGGUUAUGGGUUUGGGAGUGUUCCCUGAUGCUGCAGCUGGACUGUGUGCCCUGUUCAGGCCCACACAAAGACUCUUGCAUGAAUGUACAACCCAUAUUUUGACUUUCAGUAGURUAAGGCACGGAAAUCUUCUGCAUUUCAUCCUGCAGAGAACGAAUUGCUUUCCUUCUGCCCUGUGCUGCAUCUUCMUGCUGCUCCUACACCUUCUUCUUGCUUAACUCAAGCCCUCAGUGAUUUACCCUUUAUGCUUAGAGCUGCUGGUUCCACCAUCACGGGAAACUGGUGGAGGUUGGGAUUGUCCAGUCCAGCCCCUGCUCGGGCAGGGCCAUCCAAAGCUGKUUGCCCAGGACCAUGUCCAGAUGGCUUUGGGAUAUCUCCAAGGAUGUCCCUCCCUGGACAACCUGUAUCAGUGCUUGGUCACCCCACUGGUGAAAAGGUAUUCCCUGCUCUCAGACGGGAUUUGAUGUGUUUCAGUUCAUGUUCCUUGUCCUUGUGGUGUGCAGAGCUCAGCAAUACCGUAACUCAGAUCUCAGAGCAUGAACGUUUGCAGUCCUGUGUUGUCUCUGCUCCUGYUGCCCGUAUUCAGGGACUGUUCAGCAGCCCCUUUGCCUUUUGGGGAUCUCUUAAGCCUUGGUUGGAGGUGCCUGUGCAUUGACUCAGAUCUCUGGGCUGCUCCUUGGUCCUUCUCUGGACUGGUAGCAGAGAACCCUUUCUCUCCAGUCACUCUCCUGCCUGUGCUGAGCUCACAGGAGCUGUGGGGGCUGGCCAGCAGAACCCCAAACCUGGCAGUGUCUGGGCCUGCAGGAUCAGGGAACAGGCUGAGUGUGGAGCCCUGGGGCUCUGUGGGGUGAAUGUGCUGUGCACACACAGGGGAUGGGUCAGGAUCUCAGCUGACCCUCCACGUGACAGGARGCCACAGGGCUUUCCAGCUGGAUUGGGAGCUGCUGGGUGCAGGGUAAACAUGUUCAGAGCAAUCCAAGCCUCACAUGGGCAGCUGAUCUGCCUUCCAGGGUAGGAACAGAGUGCCCACCACCUUUGCCUCUGGCUCAUUUUGCAUUAGGAGUUGCUGCAAGACUCUGUUGCCUUUGGCCCCAGUCUUUAUCCAUGCCUGGGUCUCAAACCAGGAAUGCUCAAACUCCCCAUGUACCAUCUCAGCAAGCUAMAUAAGAGGAGGUUUCCUGCCCUGAUGAGCGCUGCAGGUGACAGAACACCCUCCCAGCAUUCCCAGGCAGGUCUGGGGCUGGGAGCUGGGGAGGUGUUUGGUGGAAGCAGCAGAACCCAGGCCCCGCUCGGGGCAGGGAGAGGCUGCAGCUCCUCUCCCAUCCCCUGUGUUAAUUAAUAUCUGGCACGAGGGAAGUUCGUGAGAACCUCACACCUCUUGUAAUCAAUCCUCCUCACCGUGUUUUCUGGUUUGAAGUAAAGUAUGAUAAAAGAGCACUGACUCAUUGAGAGUUUCAUUAGAAAUGUGUGUGAGUGUUUGUGAGUGAAGUUUGACGAGGAGUUAAAACCCACUGCACAUUUUCUGCUUCCCUCACGUGAAGCACCAGGCGUUCAAAGUGCUCCCGCAGCAGCAACACAGGGUUCAUUUGAAAUGUCACCACUMACCCCAGCUGAAGGUGACUUCCUUYCCCCUGCGGCCCUGAUGUGAAACACAGCCUGGUGAUGGGAAACACAGACUGGCCCUGUGCACCAGUCCAGGAACAAGCCCUGGCUCAGCAACAAGAGCUGCUCCAGGCUCAUCACAGCUCCAGUGCUGCAGGCAGGAGUGCUGGGCAGAGCAAAGGCAAUGCCAGCAGGAUGGUGACAAUGCCAGCAGAGCCAGUGGCAGCUGGGAUGAGGGAUGCUGCACAUACCUGUACUUGUGUGGGAGAUUUUAGGGAUGAGGAGCUUUGUUCUACUGACAGGUUUUGUUGGUUAAUUCAGCCUCUUAAUCAGAACUUAAAUGGAUUUGAUUACACCAGAAUAAAGAUGU